Molecule: messenger RNA, 966 nt
Organism: Lodderomyces margitis
Lineage: Eukaryota; Fungi; Ascomycota; Pichiomycetes; Serinales; Debaryomycetaceae
Gene: ORM1
Product: sphingolipid homeostasis protein
Exons: 1
Coding region: 1-966 (321 amino acids)
Biological process (GO): intracellular sphingolipid homeostasis; negative regulation of ceramide biosynthetic process; ceramide metabolic process
Cellular component (GO): endoplasmic reticulum membrane
Source: RefSeq, a predicted model, not a curated record
AUGACUGAAGUAUCAUCAGACUCAAAACAGUCAACAUCUUCUGCCACAGCUACGUCACCAUUGCUAAAACCAGCAGAGAUAACAGUUACUCCUCCAAGUCAGCAACAACAACAGCAACAACAACAACCAUUGGACCAGGAGUCUGCUACAUCAACAGGAUCUACAAUUACGACUAAUAUAGCCAAUACCACGUCAUCGAUUUCAUCAAGUAUAGCCCAAAACAACAGCAACAACAACUACAAUCAUCUCAAUACGUCACCUAAAGGCUCAUCAACAAGUACAGCAUCCGGAUACGCGUCCAAUCAGAGACCAGCUACUUCAAGGAGAGGAAGUGCUAUACCUCCUAAUGGAUCCACCGCAGUACCAAAUGGCAGUACAUCGCCAUCCCGCGUUAGGAGUAACAGUUACAACAAUCCUGAAUUAACACCCACCCCAUCUCAUCAUCAGCCAGCACAAACAGUCACUAGACAGCGUAGAUCAUCGUCAUUGAUCCAACACUUGGAACCCGAUACGUUGGAUACCAAGAUUGAUCAAGCUUUGAACCCAAAUCUUAAUGCCAAUUGGGUCGAUCAAAAGGGUGCAUGGAUUAUCCAUAUCGUCAUUAUUGUAUUGCUCAAGGUUUUCUACAACUUCAUCAGUGUUUUGGAUAAUGAUUGGAAAUGGACCUUGACUAACUUGACCUAUACUAUUGGAUCAUAUAUCAUGUUUCACCAGGUUAAAGGAACACCAUUUGAAUUUAAUUCAGGUGCGUAUGAUAAUUUAACCAUGUGGGAACAAAUUGAUAAUGGUGAUCAGUAUACUCCUACGAAGAAGUUUUUAAUGUUGGUUCCUAUUUGUUUGUUUUUGAUCAGUACUCAUUAUUCUCAUUAUAAUUUGAAUUUAUUCAUUUUGAAUGGCGUUAGUUGUCUUUGUGUGGUUGUGCCUAAAUUGGCGUUUGCUCAUAGGUUAAGAGUAACCUUGUACUGA